AACAGAAGCACACUGUAAGCGUGCACUAUUAAGGGCCCUAGAAAUCUAUUUUACAAAGUGAUAUAAAUAUGGAUCCAUUAUCGAGCAGCUCUAAACUCAUCUAUAAAAUGUCUGAUGAGGACAUCAAAAAACUGAUUCAGUUGCGUUCAAGCAACUCGGCGCUGUUUGACGGGAGGAAAAAUUCUUCUAAAACAGCCUGGAGCGCAAUUAUCAGAGAAAUGGGGCUUGAGGACAAGGUGACAACUGAACAGAUGGCCAAAAAAUGGGAAAACCUGAAGGCAAGAUAUAAGGAUGCAAAAUAUCCUCCCAAUGGUGUGGAGAAGAACCCCACUUGCUGGAGAUGGUUCAAUCUUAUGGAUGAUGCUUUGGGUGAAGAUUUUGAAGAUAAGAUCAGCCACACAGUGACCCCAUUAGUUGGAGGCAGUAAUGAAGCACCUAAGCCAAAUAAGAAGUUAUGUCAGAUCAAAGUUGGAGGGGAAAUAUUGGAAUUCCUGGAAGAGGAAGGAACUGCAUUAAAUGUAACACCGGUCUCCAGAUCACAUAUGGCUACGGAGGGAAGACAAAAAGUCAAACAAAUGUCUGUGGAACUUAUGAGAACAAAACUUCAAAAAGACAGACAACUUCUGGAGAAUGAACUCGGAGGCCUGGAAAGAGAGAAAGCUCUUCUAGAGCGGGAGAGGACCCUUGCGGAUAGGGAAAGAGCAGCGCUUCAGAGAGACAGAGCCCAGCUAGAGAAGGACAAAUCUGCCGUCAGACGAGACAAGGCAUCACUGGAGAUGGACAGAGUCCGACUGGAAAAAGACAAAGAAGCUUUACAGAGGGACAGAGCCACGCUUGAAAGAGACAAAUUAUUGGCAGAUUUCACAAAUCAUGUGAAAAGCAACACAGUAUGCAAUAAACAUGACUGUCCUCGUGAACAGAACAGAGAAAAAUUAAUAUUCCUUCUUGAAAAGGUGAUUGAAAAAAUUUGAAGCAAGUGUGAGAGAGGAAAAGACUCUUUUUUUUUCUUUUUUAAAGAAAAAAAUGCAUAAUGCAUUGAAUGCUGUGCUGUAAACUUAAAGGGAUAGUUAAUGACAAUUCUCACAUAUUUACUCACCCUUAUGCCAUCCCAGAUGUGUAUGACUUACUUUCUUCUGCUGAAUGAAAACAAAGAUAUAUAGAAGAAUAUUUGAGCUCUGUAGGUCCAUACAAUGAAAGUCAACAGGGUUCAAAUCUUUUAUGCUCCAAAAGCACAUAAAGGUAGCUUAAAAGUAAUCCGUACAACUCCUGUGGUUUAAUUCAUGUCUUCAGAAGCAUUAUGAUAGGUGUUGGCGUGAAACAGAUUCAUAAUUAAGUCUUUUUUUUACUGUAAGUC
Xyrauchen texanus (razorback sucker) is the source of this 1354-nucleotide messenger RNA. RefSeq lists its product as uncharacterized. Lineage: Eukaryota; Metazoa; Chordata; Actinopteri; Cypriniformes; Catostomidae. The record is from RefSeq and is a predicted model, not a curated record. The transcript is spliced from 4 exons. The coding region runs from base 69 to 971 and encodes 300 amino acids.